Messenger RNA from Cucumis sativus (cucumber), 2502 nucleotides. RefSeq lists its product as uncharacterized. The coding region runs from base 1 to 2502 and encodes 833 amino acids. NCBI's taxonomy places the organism in Eukaryota, Viridiplantae, Streptophyta, Magnoliopsida, Cucurbitales, Cucurbitaceae. The transcript is spliced from 6 exons. The record is from RefSeq and is a predicted model, not a curated record.
AUGGAUAAAUCUUGGAUGCACAAGAGUAGAUUGUCUAAAGAUUAUGAGUUGGGUGUGGAAAACUUCAUCAAAUUUGGAUUUUCUAAUACAACUAGCUCCUAUAUUCGUUAUCCUUGUUUGAAAUGUGGGAUUGUGAAAAACAUAGUAGAAAGGGUUAGAGAUCACUUGUAUGUUAAUGGUAUUGAUGAAAGUUAUAAAAUUUGGUUUUGGCAUGGGGAAGAACUUCCUAACUCAUCCUUCUAUGAUGAAUCUUCAAAGUUUGACAUCCAUACAUGUGAAGAUCAGGAUGUUGGAAGUGUAAAAGAAAUUAUUGAAGUUGCUCAUGAGGAGUAUUCAAAAGACCCAACUGGGUUUGAGAAGUUGCUUAUUGAUGCUGAAAAACCAUUGUACGAAGGAUGCAAAAAGUGGAAAAACGUCAAGGAUACAAAUGAAAGGAGAAAGCAAAUUCCCUCUAAAGUGAUAUGGUACUUUCCAAUCAUUCCACGAUUUAAAAGGCUAUUCAGAAGCAUUGAAUGUGCUGAAAACUUGACUUGGCAUUCUACUAAAAGAAUUAAUGAUGGUAAGUUACGACAUCCAGCAGACUCUCCAGCAUGGAAGUUAGUAGACAUGAAAUGGCCAGACUUCGGUUCUGAACCCAGAAAUCUUCGUUUAGCAUUGUCAGCCGAUGGAGUAAAUCCUCAUGGACCAAAACAACCAGGGGAUGACAUAGACAUAUACUUAUCACCACUAAUUGAAGCUUUAAAACUUUUAUGGGAAAGUGGUGUUGAAUGUUAUGAUGCUUAUCGAGAAGAACCAUUCAACUUAAGGUCAGUUUUGUUGUGGACAAUCAAUGAUUUUCCUGCAUAUGGUAACCUUAGUAGAUGUUGUGUGAAAGGGUAUAAAGCAUGCCCAAUUUGUGGAGAUAAUACAAAUUCUAUAAGGUUAAAGUAUGGGAAGAAAAUGGCAUACCUUGGACAUCGUAGAUUUUUGGCACGAAAUCAUCCGUAUCGACGACAAAAGAAGUCAUUCAAUGGUAAAAAAGAACUUGAUACAAUUCCAGAGCCACUUUCUGGGGAGGAUGUGUAUUUAAAAUUGAAAGAUCUUGAAUUUUCUAGAGGGAAGAAGAACCAUAAGAAACGGUUGAUGAACAGAAGUGACAAAAUUUGUUGUACACUUCUUGAUAUUCCUGGGAAAAGUAAGGAUGGAUUGAAUGUUAGACGCGAUUUAGUUGAUCUAAAACUUCGACCAGAGCUUGCCCCUAUCAGCAGUGAAAAGAAAAUAUUCAUUCCGCCUGCGUGUUAUACUCUUACAAAGGAUGAAAAACGAUGUGUUUUGAAGACUUUGUCUGGAAUAAAGGUUCCUGAAGGUUACUCUUCCAAUAUUAGAAACCUUGUGUCAAUGACAGAUUUAAAACUUAAUCGUUUAAAAUCUCACGAUUGUCCUGUGCUCAUACAACAGUUGUUUCCCAUUGCGAUAAGAUCAGUGCUACCGAAACAUGUUCGUUACGCUAUAACUAGGUUGUGCGUCUUUUUCAAUUUUGUAUGCAACAAGGUAUUAGACGUACAACAACUAGACAAGUUGGAAGAAGAUAUUGUGGUAACAUUGUGUUUGUUUGAAAAGUAUUUUCCCCCUUCAUUCUUCACAAUCAUGAUUCAUCUCACAGUACACAUAGUUAGAGAAGUCAAACUUUGUGGCCCUAUAUAUCUUCGAUGGAUGUAUCCCUUUGAAAGACUCAUGAAGGUCAUUAAAAACUCUGUGAGGAAUAGAUAUCGUCCAGAAGGUUGUAUUGCUGAAAGUUAUUUAAUAGAAGAAGCUGUUGAAUUUUAUACUGAUUUCUUAUUUGGGGUAGAUUCCAUUGGACUUGGGACUCGCAAGUCACAAGACCAUUUAGAUACUUCAAACAUUGGUAGUCCAUGGGAGUUUCCUUUCAAACCUCAACAAAAACUUCUACAUCAAGCUCAUCAAUAUGUAUCAACUGAGCUUGAAGUUGGAAAUGUUGGAGUUUCAGAUAACUUACGAUGGAUUGCUCAUGGCCCUCAUCCUUUUGUUAUUAGAUAUAGUGGUUAUGCAAUCAAUGGAUGUCGCUAUCACACACAAUCUUGUGAUAAAGAACGAAGUGUACAAAACAGUGGAGUUAGCUUAGUUGCAAAAACAAUGCAAGUGUCUAGUUCUAAAGAUAAAAAUCUGGUCAUCGAAGAUAUCGGUGUUCAGAUUGAUGAACUUAGUUAUGUUUUAGUUGAUUUGAAUAGAGUAGGACACAAGUCAGACUCCUUCAUACUAGCAAGUCAAGCAAAACAAGUUUUUUAUGUUGAGGAUCCAAGCGAUGUUAGAUGGUCAGUUGUGCUUACUCCACCACAAAGAGACUUUGAAGAUAGAUAUAACAACGAUGAACUUGGUGAUACAAUACUACAGUGUGAAGGAAUACCCAAUGGUAUGCCAGAUGUUGACUUAAAUAAUGACUUGGAUGACAACAUCUUAACAUACGUACGAGCAUAUUGUGAAUGCACAUGGAUACCUACAUAA